This is a messenger RNA of Apis laboriosa (Himalayan honeybee), 669 nucleotides long. RefSeq names its product EF-hand calcium-binding domain-containing protein 1-like. The transcript has 5 exons. The record is from RefSeq and is a predicted model, not a curated record. Gene Ontology annotation, biological process: calcium-mediated signaling. Gene Ontology annotation, molecular function: calcium ion binding; kinase binding. NCBI's taxonomy places the organism in Eukaryota, Metazoa, Arthropoda, Insecta, Hymenoptera, Apidae. The coding region runs from base 1 to 669 and encodes 222 amino acids.
AUGCCGGCGGAACAGGCGGUUGAUAUGUUAAAUGAUACUCUAGCGGAGAUCGUGUUUAGGACAAAAAACGUAAAUAAAUUUAAAAGAUUGGCACGGAACACGCAUUUCAAUUACAGAGAAGUUGAAGCCUUGGCAAUUAUUCAUCGAAAAUGCAUUCAGAUAAUGGGUCCCAUAAGCAGAAUACUAUUUCGAGAUUUGUUCCAUGCUGGUUUCGAUUUCACGGAAAAUAUUCGCCAUCUAUUGAUCGAUAAAAUAUUUUCAGUAAUCGACAAACGUAAUGCUUUACAGAUACACUGUGACAAUUGGAUCGAAAGUCUUUCGGUGAUUCUUCGGGGAACUAUAGAGGAGAAGAUUCAUUUUGCUUAUCAAACAUACGAUCAUCUCAGAACUCAUAAAUUAAAAAAGGAGCACAUAUUUCCCAUGAUGCGUGGUUGCUUAAUUAAACUGCAAAACGAUGAAAACCCAGACGAAGCCGUGAAGGAUUUGAUAGAUUUGUUAAUAAAAAAAUUGGACGUGGAUCGCGAUGGGAUGAUAUCGGAAGACGAUUUUAAAACAGCGGUGAAAGACAGAAAUCCUCUUCUUUUGGAAUGCAUGGGGCCAGUGUUUCCUUCCAGAGACGCUCGCCAUGUUUUCCUCAGCACGUUUACGAAUCGUGUAGGAAGAUAUUAA